Molecule: messenger RNA, 2070 nt
Organism: Cladocopium goreaui
Lineage: Eukaryota; Dinophyceae; Suessiales; Symbiodiniaceae
Source: the annotation of a GenBank genome assembly
AUGGCGGCCCGCCUCCUUUGGCGCUGGAAUGUUGAAGCCAAGCGCCUUCCAUUGCUCGAAGCAAGGCAUCAAUUGGUUUUCAGGAGGUGCGUGGCCCGGAAUACCUAUGAGGAGCAACACCAUCGAUCCAUACAGAACCCUGAAGGCUUUUGGUCUGAUGCUGCUGCUGACAUUUCGUGGAUCAGAAAAUGGCACACGGUGUUGGACAGAUCAAAGCCUCCAUUUUAUCGAUGGUUCGCAGGUGGACAGCUGAACAUGUGCUACAAUGCGGUGGACCGACAUGUCGAAGCAGGUUUGGGCGCACAGACGGCGCUGAUCUACGACUCGCCGCUGACGAAGGUUAAGAAAACCUUCACUUUUGAGCAGCUUAGGGAUGAGGUGGCCAAAGUUGCUGGAUGUUUGGCAUCAAAAGGAGUUGGCAGAGCAGACCGUGUUGUCAUCUACAUGCCAAUGAUUCCAGAGGCUGUUUUUGCCAUGUUGGCAUGUGCUCGCUUGGGUGCCGUGCAUUCGGUCGUUUUUGGCGGCUUUGCUGGGCCUGAGUUGGCUACAAGGAUAAGAGACGCACAGCCCAAGGCAGUGAUUUGGGCCUCAUGCGGAAUCGAACCGAAGGGUCCGAUCUCCUAUCAGCCGAUGUUGACCGAAGCUUUUGAGAUUCUUGACUCCAAACCACCGGUAAGUCUGUGCAAACAACGGCCGGAACUGCCUGCAGAUCUCAGCUCCGAUGAUUUGGACUGGGAUGUCGAAAUUCCCAAGGCAAAGAUGGCUGGGUGCGUGGCCGUCGAAGCAACAGAUCCACUAUAUGUGCUCUACACCUCUGGCUCCACGGGAACUCCCAAGGGUGUGGUGCGGGAUACUGGUGGUUACGCUGUGGCCUUGAAGAGCUCCAUGACAAACUUCAUGAAGACCUUCAAAGGCGAAACCUAUUGGGCUGCCUCCGACAUUGGAUGGGUAGUUGGACAUUCCUACAUCGUGUAUGGCCCAUUGAUUCAAGGAUGUGCAACCGUACUUUAUGAAGGGAAACCAGUUGGCACUCCUGAUGCUGGAGCAUUCUGGCGCGUGAUUGAGGACUACUCCGUACGGAGUUUGUUUGCAGCUCCCACCGCCCUCCGUGCCAUUCGUCGAGUUGACCCGGAAGGGGAUCUCAUCCGCAAACACGAUCUGUCUUCAUUGCGAAGCCUUUUUGUCGCUGGGGAGCGUUGUGAUCCUGAAACGAGCGAAUUCUUCGCCACAACAUUGCAGACGGGCUUCUACGACAAUUGGUGGCAGACAGAAACAGGCCAUCCCAUUUGUGGCUUGCAAGAUGAGGCCAUUGGACGAAAGGAUGGCAGCACCAGUCUUCCACUGUACGGUUUCGACGUAGUCGUGCUUGACGAUCAUGGUGUGCCGGUGAACGUGCCCAACCAGGCCGGAUCCUUGCUGGUCAAGUUGCCUUUGCCGCCGGGUACUUUCCCAACGCUUUGGAAGAAUGACGCAGGCUUCCUCAAGUCAUACAUGGAGGCAUUCCCGGGUUAUUUCUCCACCGGUGAUGCUGGAGUCAUCGACGAACAGGGGUACGUCACAGUCCUGGAGCGUAGCGAUGACAUCAUCAACGUGGCGGCCCACCGCUUGUCCUGUGGCCAAAUUGAGGCAAGCAUCAAAGCGCACCCAGAUGUGAAUGAUUGUGCAGUGGUGGGAGCUGCAGAUCCAGUGAAGGGCCAGGUGCCACUUGCAUUAUUGGUCCUGAAUGAUGUGCUGUCAAAAGACUGCGACACCAUUGUGCAGGAAGUGAAGGACAAGGUUCGACACGACAUCGGUGCCAUUGCAUCAUUGGCCGGUGCCACGGUGGUGGAGCAACUGCCCAAGACGCGAAGCGGAAAGGUCUUGAGGAAAAACAUCCGGGGCAUGGCAGAUGGAAAGUUGCCGCCAAUCCCGGGGACCAUUGAGAAUCCUCCCGCACUGGACUUUGCCCUGGAAGGAUUGAAGCGAAUGGGCUUCGCCAAAGGGCUGGCAAGUGUUCAGACCAACAAAGCCUUGGUAGAGCAGACAAUCAUCGAAUCAUCAGCUUUCAAGAUCUUUCAUGAUCUUUCAAGU